ACCCAAACCAUGACAUGUGUCUGACAUUAUUCUUUGUAAUGUUUAGAGAGAUUUGACCACAACCCCCUUUGUAAAAAGAUCUGUGGCUGUUGGAAAGAACCCGCUGCUCCACACCAGCGAACACGUCUCUGAGCAAAGCAGCUGGACUCAGGACAACCGAGUCUCCCGGGAGGUUUGUAUCUCCAAGCAGAGGAGUGGCGUUGGGACGGGCGGAGGCAGAGUCCUGAGAAACCGUCCAAACAAUCAUCUGAAUCUGUGUUUCCAGUCGGGUCCAGACCAUAUAAAGGCUGAUGUUAUUCCAGUUCAUCCACGGAUAAAUGUUGUUAGCACGGAUUAGCCUAACCCUAACCCUUCUUCCAGGUCCGUUCUGCCUAAAUAAAGCACUGACCGCACGGAUUUAAAAACUAUUAGCAAACAAGCACUAAAUAAUAAUCAUUAACUAUAAUAAUAGCACGUUUAGAAAAUCAUCUCGCUCUAUGUUGGAGCUUUGUUUUCAACAGAACUCAUCAUUUCUUCUUCUACUGCUGUACGGUAAUUUAUCCGGACCAAUCACCAUCUGACACGUCAUCCGAACAAAAGGACCGCCAAUCAAAUAGUGAUAGGUGUCACAAACGAACACUUAUUGCAGGCUGAACAGUUUUGGUACCUGCAGUGGAGGUCUCUGAAUCAUUAGGGACAGGACUGAGUCUGUUCUACCAGCCGCCUUCAGGAAGACGUGACCCCUCCCACACAGAGACGAUGGGGAGGAGCUUCUUUGCUCAACAGUGCACCCCACAGCUAAUUAUGUAUGUAUUUGUUUAUUUAUUAGGUUAGUUAUUUUAAUUUAAAUUGAUUGAUGAAAGCAUUUCAUGGUUGCAUUGCAAUGGAAUUUGAGCAUGUGAGAAUCAAAACUGGAGUGACUGAUUAAUUGAGCAGCAGUUUGGAGGAGAUGUUAAAUAAGGACUGGCUCCUCUUGUAAAGGUGGUCUGUAGUGGUGGUCCAGUCCAGCUUGUUGGUCACCUAUAGGACUGUACCAUCUCCACACGUCUCCCUCAGUGUGCGUGGGGCCGUGGUGUUGGAGCUCCAGGACCAUUUCUUUGGUCUUCUGGACCUUCAGCUGCAGCUGAUUCUUCCUGCUCCAGACCCACAAAGUCCUCCACCAGCCGCCUAUACUCCCCAAUCCUCUCCCCCUCGAAGGACGCCACAAAGGUUGUACCGUCUGAAAACGACUGCCGCGGUGUUGUGGCAGAAGUCAGACGUUUACAGUGUGAACAGAUCAGGAGACAGGACAGUUCCCUGCAGCUGAGUAGGUAAAAAUAGAAACUUUAUCAAGUUUUGCAUUCCUGCAUGAACUUUUGUCUUUCAACCUUGAAUAAGUUUAACCUAAACAUGAUAUAAUGUAAAAAAAAAAAAAAUGUUCAUUUUUAUUCAGUAAGCUGCAGGAUAGUUAAAGUAUUUCAAAGGGCAAAAGAAAAAAAUCAAAUGUACAUAAAAUGCUCUGUGAGCUGAACUGUGGGCAUGUAGAGCUGCUACUGUUUUCUGCUCUUAGUUGCUGACGCCCACCACCCCCUUUCUGUCUUUUAAAUGGCUGAAACCACAGGAAGGAGGAAGUGGUUGUUUUGUGUGUAAUUCAUUUUCACAAACAGAUACACAGUGACCCUCAUAGGAAAUUUCUGCCACUGCUUCGGUAAAUGACAGACCAAAUACUGGCAUUGCUGUACCGGCUUGCCCACUUUGGCAACAAUGAGGCCCAUUUCUAUGUAUUUCUGUCUUUUAUACGCUGCCGUCACAGAGAGUUAUGAGAUCAAUAUAGAAGGAUUUGAAGGGGAACAGACCUCGUUCCUCUGCUCUCAUAAACUGGCAAGUUCGAGGAAAAAGUACUUCUGCAAAGAUCCAUGCAAUAAGGACGAAGACAUCUUGGCUACAGUUGUACCUGGUGGAAGGACAGUGAAAGGACGACUUUCUCUGAAGGACUUUGGGGACGGAGUCUUCAGUGUGACUUUCAAUCCGCUCCAGCUGUCAGACACACAUCUAUACUACUGUGCGGUGGAAAGACUCGGCUUUGUCACAUACACCUCAGUGGACAUACGUGUUCAGAAAGCUCUGACCACACCUGCGUCACAUGUUUCUUCAACAUUCCCACCCCAGCCUGUUUCCAGCUCAGCACCAUUAUUCACGAACUCCACCAUGGAGCCAACAAACUCCUCCACAGCCACAAUUCCACCAGAAAAUGAAGAGAAAGUGAACUGGGGAACAGUAUUAUAUGCUACAUCGGGAACCUUUGCAGUGCUCGUUCUGUUGAUACUAGCUGCAUGCUGCUGGAACCUGAAAGACAUUUCAAAACCUCAACUGAAUAUCUGCUCCACUAACAGAGACGCCAGCACACAGGAGAUUCAAAGCGAGAUGGAUUGUGAGAAGAUGGAAAAGAGGAUCAAGACGGUGUUUCAGAUUAACUGUGUCAGUGGUCAAGGUCAAAUGUCAGGAAGUCAAGAGCUUCGUAUUUAUGAAAACCUCCCAAAUGUGAGAGACACUGCAGGUUUUAGAUUAGCAGGUUACCAAAAGAAUCACAAAAAUACCUCUGAAAUCUAUUUAAAUGUUUUGCCUUGAGAAAAAUCUGAAAAAAACCAAAACUUUUUUGUUACCAAGAACGACUUGAAAACCACAAAGAUGUAGAGACACAAAAAGAAACGUGUCCGCCUUUUGUAAUCACUGAUGUGACCAAUCUUUGACUGAUUAUGUGGGAGAAAAAAAUCUUGGUUUGGGGUCUUCUGUAAGUAUUAAACAGGUCUGGGUGUUAACUCCUAUUUUAGAUGGAUGGGUUGUAAAAUCAGAGGAUUGGGUGUUUGCAUGUGUGUCGAUUGAAAUCGUAUCAGAAAUUGGUGUAUAGAUGUGUGGAGUUUAGGGGUUCAACUUGAUAGAGCGUCUGUCAGAACCAUUGGCGAUAUAAAAUACACACAUGGACAACUUUGUUGGUAACCUUUGGUUAAUGCAGUGCUUCUCAAAUAGUGGGGUGUGAUGCCAGGGGGUGUGUGCAGUAGUAGUGGUUAUAGGCACAGGUAAUACGGGCAAUUGCCCAGGGCACAAAUUUAACGGGGCGCGGUGGUGACAGCAGCUCAGAGCUUGGAAAAAAAUCUGUGCCACUAUUGGUUACCUAUCAUCUGUUCUAUCACACAGUUUGUAACAGCCUGAAACUGUGACCUGCCGUCCCUGUAGCUGCUCCUGUCACACGCAUGUGUGAGAAGGGGAAGGGAGGGGAGGGCUAGUGGGCUCAGGCUGCGAGGUGAAACGCGCACGCGGAGAGCUAGAUUGCACAACACCAGGAUCAUUGUGCAUUUAGAUGACUCAGCUCAUGCUAAUAAUGUCAUUCAUUCAUUUGAUGACGUGUCUUUAUUUUCCAUAAAUGUAUGUUUGUCUGCCUGUGGUUUAGUUGGUGUCAGUAUUUGACAUAAAGACAGAAGGUAAUGCAAGAAAACAGCUGCAAUUUAUGAGAACAUAGAUAAACAAUCCAUCAUUUAGAAAAAAAAUCAGCACAAUUUUUUUAACCUAUUUCUUCAGACUAAAAACGUUAAUG
Messenger RNA from Oryzias latipes (Japanese medaka), 3550 nucleotides. RefSeq lists its product as uncharacterized. Lineage: Eukaryota; Metazoa; Chordata; Actinopteri; Beloniformes; Adrianichthyidae. Gene Ontology annotation, cellular component: plasma membrane. Gene Ontology annotation, molecular function: transmembrane signaling receptor activity. The record is from RefSeq and is a predicted model, not a curated record.